This is a messenger RNA of Zootoca vivipara (common lizard), 2604 nucleotides long. It is a transcript of the gene MDH1B, whose product is annotated as malate dehydrogenase 1B. The record is from RefSeq and is a predicted model, not a curated record. Gene Ontology annotation, molecular function: oxidoreductase activity, acting on the CH-OH group of donors, NAD or NADP as acceptor; malate dehydrogenase activity. NCBI's taxonomy places the organism in Eukaryota, Metazoa, Chordata, Lepidosauria, Squamata, Lacertidae. Gene Ontology annotation, biological process: malate metabolic process.
AGGAGUUGACUCAGUAGAAACAUACAGAGCGGGGUGCAUGGAAGUCGUGCUUGGGGAAGUAAUGCACUGUUGCUCUGCCCCGGUUAUCACCCUCCUUUGCAAUAAGCGUUCACUUCUUUGACUUCAUGAGCUUAUGAAUAUUUGCUUGCUUGCUUACUUUCCAGGGAAGGCGGAUUGCCCCUAUUAUGCUAAGGCAGAACUCCUUGCUGAUUAUUUGCAGAAAAAUCUGCCUCACUUCAGGGUGCACAAGAUUACUCAGCAUCCAGACAACUGGGAGAAGUGGCUGCAGGAGAUCUGUGAACAGAAUGGAUGGAAACAUAAGCGCUCUCCAAUUAUUUGGAGGGAAUUGUUGGACCGUGGAGGAAAGGGACUUCUUCUGGGAGGAUUCAAUGAUUUCCUUGAACAUGCCCAGCAAUACUAUGACAUCACAUCCGACAUGAUGACUGAAGAGAUGCUCACAAUAGCCAAGGAGAACUUGCAGACUCACAUAGUGAUUGACCAGGAGGAGGAAGAACUUAAAGGCCUUAUAAAUCCAUUGCACAUUUGGAUAAAUAGAGCAUCAGCUAGUAUCUGCUAUCAUCUGAUCCCUUUGUUAAUCAAUGGGGAAAUAUUUGGAAUGGAAACUGAGAUCAGCCUCCACUUGCUUGACAGAAAGGGCUGCGAAGAACUUCUUGAAGCUAUCGUUAUGGAGGCUCAGGACUUGGCAUCCCCUGUCCUUCGUGGUGUCACUUUGUACACUGAACUGGACGACAAGACUUUUCUCGAAGCUGAAGUCAUCAUUUUGCUUGAUGACAUCCUUCAAGAGGCAAUCCCAUCUUUUGAAGAAUGCAUCCAGCAAGUUAUCAAUCAAUGUGAAAUAUAUGGUCCUCUGAUAGAGAAGAAUGCCAAAAGUAAUGUCAGAGUUGUUGUGAUGGGGAAAACCUUUGUCAACCUUAAGGCAUUGAUGCUUAUUACACAUGCUCCAUCCAUCAACCCUCAGAAUAUUGUCACUGUAUCCCUGCUCUUGGAAAAUGAAGCCAAGGCCAUGAUGGCAAGAAAAAUGGGAAUGCAUCCAGCAGGAAUAAAAAAUCUCAUAGUCUGGGGUAAUAUCAGUGGGAGCAGCUUCAUCGAUCUGAGUAAAACACAGCUCUAUAGAUAUGACAGCGCCAUCUGGGGCCCACCAAGCUUUUUCCGUUAUUUGAUGGAUGUCCUGUUUGAUCGUGAAUGGCUACGAGCAGAGUUUCUGACUGCGAUGAGUUCGUUGAGUUCCUGGGAAAUUCAUUGCGUAGGCAUUGCACCAGCACAUGCCAUUUUUACUGUGCUGAGGUACUGGUAUCUGGACUCCCCUCCAGGAGAGCUGGUCUCCCUGGGAGUACUCAGUGAAGGUCAGUUUGGGAUUCCUGAGGGAAUUGUCUACUCCAUGCCUGUAAUUUUCCAGAAUGGAAGCUGGAAGGUCUCCACAGAUCUACAAAUCAGUGAGAAAAACCAAGAAUAUCUUCAGAAUAUAACCUAUGAUCUGAUUCGGGAAAAGCAAGUUGCAUUAGGUGAAGUAACAGAAUUGUAUCCAGAGAGAAAAGUCAGCCCUGUGCCACAUCUAGCAGAUGAAGAGGAAAGCCUCCAAGCUGAGGAGGAGGGACUUGGACUUUCACCCACUAGCCAAGGGAUCACCGAAGAAAAAGAUGGAGAAACUACUGCUGAAGGACUUGGACCAUCACCCAGUGGCCAAGGAAUCGCCGAAGAAAUCACCGAAGAAACUGCUGAAGAGGCUGAAGGUUCUCCUGGUGAGCCAAAGAAUCCUGAAGAAGAAAACAUCGAAGAAUCCACUGGCGAAAAUGCAGAAGAUCCUGUAGAUGCUCCUGAUUUGUCUUAAGCAGAUGCCAACUUGAGCAAUUGAGAAUUAAGUUCAGAAUUCACUGCUGCUUAAUUCAGCUGCCUCUGAGAAAAUCCCUGGAUGCAUUAGCUUCUGUUGCUCAACAACAGGAAAACGUUAAUUCUUCUUUCUGAAUGUAAUGAAUUAAGUAACUGUGUAAAAACUUAAGCGUGUUUUGUCUUCCAUGUGCAUACUAAACAAACAUGGCACAUUUUUGUUGGAGUAUUUGGAUCAAACCAGUUUAGCUCCAUUUAAAUGCAGCGAUAUCAUCUUGAAAAUCAUUUUGUGGGCUGGAAAAAUGCACUAGAAAUUCAAAACACUUAUAUUAAAAUUUGUAGAGGAUGAUGUUCAAAUCCAUAGCGAAAUUUGGAUGAUACACCCUUCUGCCUUCUUACUACACUUGAUGGAGGAGCAAGAUUAACCCUUUGGAGCAACCUGAAAUCUGUUUUGCACGCUCAACUGUCUAAUCGACUCAAGGCUUCUUAGCACCCUCUAGGUGCUUUAAAGACUGCUGACUCUGGGGUUUUUCCUUCACAGCCAGCUUUCCUCCCUCACCUCCUUGUUGUGUUUUUCUCAACAACCAGUCUCAAGAAGAUGUAGUUCUGGAGAACUGAGAAAACUUGCUCGCCGCUUUGUGACGUUUUAGUGCGUUCUAAUAAAGAUGAAAUCUUAAUAAGGCUUUGAUAUUUAUUUCCAUUGGAACAACCCAGGUAUGCUACUGUUUUUGAAAUAAGGAAGUAUUUUGGAUAUGUUAU